Molecule: messenger RNA, 7427 nt
Organism: Acanthopagrus latus (yellowfin seabream)
Lineage: Eukaryota; Metazoa; Chordata; Actinopteri; Spariformes; Sparidae
Gene: ttbk2a
Product: tau tubulin kinase 2a
Exons: 16
Coding region: 998-4708 (1236 amino acids)
Biological process (GO): cilium assembly; signal transduction; peptidyl-serine phosphorylation
Cellular component (GO): cytoplasm; ciliary basal body; ciliary transition zone
Molecular function (GO): ATP binding; protein serine/threonine kinase activity
Source: RefSeq, a predicted model, not a curated record
AUAAAAAUAAAAAAACAAAAAAAACAAAACCAUGCAGUGCACCUUUAAAAUCAAAACAACGUGAACACCUGGACUAUAUAUUUGCAUGCAUCACUUUACCACACCACAUUAUUUUUAGGACGGUACAACAUGGGUUACAUGUUGCUUCAUGUUUUUAAGACUGAGGAACAGAAAAUGUCCACUCUGCUGAGAGGAGAAUGUCGUUUUUAAUCUCUGUGUAUGCCAUCAGUCACAUACACCAUCUUUGGAUGAAUGUCGCCUCCCUGUGGUCUUUGCGUGAAAGUUUUUUUCCCUCUCUCCUAUGGCCGCGUUCCAAACUAAUUAGACCGUAUCCUCAAACACUACUCACGUCACAUGUCAUGCAGCCUCAUUCAAUAUCUAAUUCACUUCAUGGCUCAAGCACUCGACGUGUGUUUAUUAUAAUAUUCGACACAUUGUUUCUAGAAUUAAAACGCUCAAAAGCACUGAUAUGGUUAUAGUGCCCGGCGCGCGCGGCGCGGGCGAGCUUUAAAGAUCCCCGGCUGCGCGUGCCCGAGCUGUUGCGAGGGGCUAUCGAAUCGGGGCCGCGCGCGCAAGCAAAGCAAAGGCUGAUGAUCACCACAGAGAGUCGUCACGUCACGGGUCCGCAGCGACCGACAGAGAUGCUGAGGUGACAGGCAGAAGGAGAACAGGGACGAUCGCAUCCAGACAUUAUUUCACCUCCUGCUCGUUCAUUCGUCCUCCGACCACCACCAUCACCGCCGACACCGACGAGCCUCCACCUCUCCUCCCCAUAUGGACGGCUCUCCAGCUAUGGAAUUCCGCUCGAUGUCGACCCCGCCGCCUCCGUACGUAGACGAUUUCGUGUAACCACACCCGGCGUCUCUUUGGAUCGAGGAUUGGCAGCGAAGACCCGAGGGUUCUACAUCAAGGCCCAAAUGCCCGGCUCAGUGUGAGGCUGCUGUUUCGAGGGAGGGGGCGGAAGCAGUGAGGGCAGCGUCCCUGGUCCACAGACGAGAUGAGCGGGGGAGCGGAGCAAGCUGACAUCCUAAGCGUGCUCUCCCUGGUCAAGGAACGAUGGAAAGUGACGAAGAAGAUCGGGGGCGGUGGAUUCGGGGAGAUCUACGAGGCGGUGGACCUGCUGACGCGGAUCAACGUGGCGCUGAAGGUGGAGUCGGCCCAGCAGCCCAAACAGGUGCUCAAGAUGGAGGUCGCCGUGCUGAAGAAGCUCCAGGGUAAAGACCACGUGUGUCGCUUCGUGGGAUGUGGCCGCAAUGACCGCUUCAACUACGUGGUGAUGGAGCUGCAGGGUCGUAACCUGGCUGACCUGAGGAGGAGCAUGACCCGGGGAACCUUCAGCAUCAGCACCACCCUGCGACUGGGGCGCCAGAUCCUGGAGGCCAUCGAGAGCAUCCACUCUGUCGGCUUCCUGCAUCGUGACAUCAAACCGUCCAAUUUCGCAAUGGGCCGCUUCCCGAGUACCUGUCGAACCUGCUACAUGCUGGACUUCGGUUUAGCUCGCCAGUUCACCAACUCUUGCCAGGAGGUCCGACCUCCCCGUCCAGUGGCAGGCUUCAGGGGAACGGUCCGCUAUGCAUCUGUCAAUGCACACAAGAAUAAGGAAAUGGGUCGCCACGAUGACCUCUGGUCUCUCUUCUACAUGCUGGUGGAGUUUCUGGUCGGUCAGUUGCCAUGGAGGAAGAUCAAGGACAAGGAACACGUAGGGAAGCUGAAGGACACUUACGACCACCGUCUGAUGCUCAAACAACUGCCAGCAGAGUUUGGUGUCUUCUUGGAACACAUCUCCACCCUCGACUACUUCACCAAGCCCGACUACCAGCUGCUAAUGUCCGUGUUUGACAACAGCAUGAAAACCUACAACGUCGUGGAGAAUGACCCUUACGACUGGGAGCGGACUGGCACUGAUGGCACCUUGACAAUCAGCGCCACAGCCACGACGCCGCAACAUCACACCCGCCUCACUCCAGUGCACUUGGGUAUGGCCAAUGCCUCCCUGAUCCCCGGGGACCUGCAGAGGGAAAACACAGACGAGGUUCUGCAGGACGAGCAGCUCAGCGAUGUGGAGAACAACCCCGCUCCGGAGCGCCUGCCGGGCUCUCCUCUCCACCUACACCGCAACCAGGAGGCUGACGUCUGGGAGGAGCUGGACCGCAACCGUAACCGCAUCAGGACGGCAGUGUGGAAGGCGGGACCGGAGGAGGAACACAGCAACAACCAGGGUAACCAAGGACAGCAGAGCAACUAUGCUGGGCUGAAUGCGAGUCCCACCGUCAAGCUGCACGCUCAGCCUGUGGCCUCAGACCGUGACGGCCCUCUGCUGAGGAAGCUCCGCAACAUUCACAGCUUUGAGCUGGAGAGGAGGCUCGGCUUAGAGUCCAAGCCCAGUCCAGAGCGCUCCCUGGAGCCAGACUUAUCGAAGCAGCAGCUUGGCGCCCAGCACCAGGAGAUGGAGGCUGAUGGGGCUGCGAUCAUCCAAGUAACUCAGGGUCAAGCUCUACCUGCCGGGGAGCGACCUGACAGGGUCUGGCACUAUGAUGAGGAGUUCCGUUCUGGUGGUGGCUCUCCUAAGCCAGCAUCCUCAGGAUCUCAGGAGCAGGGAGAGGGGGCAGUCAGCAGUGGGGGCUUUGUGGCCCUCAAUCUAAGCUCUGGGAGGCAGGACAUUGACUCGAGGGAGUGGGUGAUGGUAGAGAGGCCCAAUGGCUCUCCAGGAGCCAAGGUUACCACCAGCCCUUCGGAGGAGGACGAGGAGCCGGAGGUGCUCCAGCCAGGGGGACAAUCCCCUGGAUGGGAAAAGGGCAGCCGAAGCCCGAGCUCUGGCAAAACUAAGCAAGAAAGUACGGCUUCCUCCAAGGGAAGUGCAAAAGUGGACAAGCUGGAGCUCAGCGUUGGCCAGGUGGGGGCCCUGCCCCCCGUCACUCCGACCAGCCCAGCUGAAGCUCUGGCUGAAGGAGUCCUCACUCAGUUCCCCACCUCUCCUCCGUCCCUGCCUGAGGAGGUUGCGGUCCGGACAUGCAGCCCCAUCCCUCUGCGUUCUCCCAGCCCUCACACUCUCCUGACCACCUUGUCGGACCCGCUGCACCAACGCCAGCCGCUGGGCAUGAGGCGCAGCCAGUCCGCCGACCAGCCGCAGCAGGAGCGCCCCUCCUCUUCCUCCUCUUGCCACGGUUCCCUGCCACUACCACCACACCCUGCCCCCGGCACCCGUUCGCCCAGUCGUAGGAAACUGCCGGCCAUCCCGGCGGGCGCCGCCAACGCCAAGUUCCCCUCUGUCAUACGCAUCACCCGUGCCCAGCUUCAGCAGUUGACAGCUCAGCGGCCUUCUGGGCUGUCCUCCCAGUCGGGAUCAGACAGUGCCCCACAGUGCCUCCUGCUGGAGAGGCGCGGUGAGGCUGAAGCUGACGCUCAGCAGGUUCAGGAGCACACAGCGGACAUCUGCUCCCCCCAGGACCAUGUGCCCACCCAUCCAGGGACCCCCACAGACCCCCUGGCUGAGGCGCUGGUCAAUGGAAACGCCAAAGCUCAAAGCCCUGUGCCAAGCCGCGUGUCUUCCCCGCGUUCUCCGCGCUCGCCUCCUCCGCGCUCACCUCCUCUGCGCUCGCCUUCUUCUCCUCGCUCCCCACGCAGUCCCUUGUUUGCCAAUGGACACCUCUCCUCUCCUGUCAACGGCCAAAGGGAUUUCAGUAAUGGAGCAGUACCCAGGCUGAAAGACCAUGAGAACGAUUAUGGCCACAUUCAGUGCGCCACAGAGCCCCAGAUACGGGGGGAGGAGAGCAGAGAAGUGCACCAGAUCCCAGAUCAGCCCAGAAGCCCAGCCUCCUCCUCCCCUGCCGCCCCCCGUAAGGACCCCAGCCGGAGGCAAAGUCGCAUCCCAAUCCUGGAGCCCUCCAGCCUGCUGGAGCUCCCUCCUCCAGGGUCUGCUAAGGAGAAACUUCUGCAGAAGAAAGCUAACCACCAGGGCCCGGUCCCCUCCCCCACUGCCUCACCAUCCCUCUCUGACAGGCGGGGCCCCAUGGUCCUUGCCAAGGACCCACUGUCCUCCACCUCUGACCGCUCCCAGGAUGAGGACUCUCUCAUGGGCUCCCGCUCUGACCGCCAGGGAGACGACGCUCCAUCCCUCUCCUCCUCCUCCAGUCCUCUGUCCCGCAAGAGCAGGAUCCCUCGUCCUGUUCAUCCGGCUUCUUCCGCUGAGCAGCUCGCUGCCCAGUUCGUGCCACGCCCGCCCCCUGGAAAGCCACCUUGCCGUAGCACAGUGGAGGGCAGGCUCAGGCGUUACCGCAUUCGAGCUGGCAGCACCAGUGACUCAGACCUCCUCACAUGCCUUGCUCAGCUGAUGCACGGUUCCCGAGGCUCCCCACUUCACCACCGCUCCUCAGCCCAACACGAUGGCCCCCGGAUGGGCAUCUGCAGCCUGACGAGCUCCCCGCACCACCAUCGCAGCUCCAGCGCAUCCCCACGCAGCUCCUCCUCCCUGCAGCGCUCCGUCAGCUCCUCGCCCUCCCGCCAUGAGCACCGUGGCGGUGGGGGAGGGGGCUGCCUGGGCCGCAGCCGCUCGCCCCCCAGCUUCUCUGGCUCGCCGCCUCCCCGCCGCUUCUACACGCACCACCAGGACACCUGCUGCAGCCGCCAGGCCCGCACCGUCCCAUUCCACCUGUCCAGGGGAAAAGGAUGUAGCCGAGAGGGCAAGUGCUCCAGCAAGCUGAGCAGAUAGUUGUGCUGCCACAGCAGAGGAUGGGAAGACUCCAAUUAUGUUAAGCUAGAUAGAAGCCUGAGUCUUCCUGUAUAAUUUGAAAAAUCCCCCCCUUUUUUUUUGCUGUCAGUCGGAAUUACACUUGUCUUGUCGUUUCCCGCUGUUCUCCUCACUUCUUCUAUUUGCACAAAUGGCUUGUCAUUCAUUCAUGUGCCCAGGGGUGCUCCAGCGAUUUAGUGUUGCACUUCCAGUUCCAAUCCCAUUCAUGACUGACAUCUAUAUUUAGAAUUUGCUGUGGAAAGAAAGUAGAUUUUCUUGAAAACCCAUUUGAAUGUGAAGACAAAAUCUUAAAGGGGAGCUCCACCAGUUUUACACAUUAAAGUGUGUUAACAGGUCUUAAGGAUUACUACUGCAUAUGUGGAAAAGUAAUAUGAAGCCUUUUGUGGUUCUAGAGGAAGCUGUAGGUAAUGAUAAUGAUAAUGAUAAUGUAAUGAUUUAUUGCCUGCAGUCAUGUCACUCAGUGGCUAAGUGGCUUUGUGGGUAAUGUAGGCAACAGGGUUUUAAAAGGAAGAAGAGUGUGCAGGAAUGAUUUUGAGCAUUUAUUUUUUAAGCUCUCCAUAACGAGGCCAGUGUUGGAUUGAGUGCAAUGUCAGCAGUGAUGGAAUUUAGCAAAGUACAAAGUACAAAUCCUCAUGUACUGUCCAUAAGUAAAAUGUUGAGGUACUUGUACUUUACUUGAGUAUUUUCAUUUUCUGCUACUUUAUACCUCCAUUCAUUUUGGAGGCACGUAUUGUAUUUUUUACUCCACUACAUUUAUUUGAUCUCUUAAGAUAGUAGUUACUUUGCAGAUUAAAUGCCGUAUCAAUGAUAUUCAUCUGAUAUGCUGGUACACCACUGAAUGCUACUCCUGGUGGACUGCUUUUACAAAACCCAGUGCUUUCUGGAGCCACACAACACUUUAUACCGCUUUUUCCACAUGUGCAACAAUACUCCCCAAGACAUGUUAACACACUUUAAUAUGUAAAAAAAAAAAAGGUGGAGUGACCCUUUAAGAAAAACAUAUGUGUAAUAUCUCACACCGACUGGAAAAAUUCAAAUGGAAUUGUUGUCAGCUCAGCUAGGAAAGAAAAAUAUAUAAUCAACUGCGGGCAUUAAUGGGAUAAAGUUGUUGGACUCGUGAGAGACAGAUUUAAAAAGUCAGGCUCUGUGAUCCAGAAGCUGAGAUAUUUGUCCAUUACAUUUGCCAUAAUGCCACACCCCAUCUGUCUCAUUAUUAUAAUGAAGGCUUUCCAUUAGAAGUCUCAAGCCCAAUUGUUGGAGUGCCCCCGAAGCGACAUUGACACAUCAGGGUCCUCGUUUUAAUGUAUAUUAUCAUGGUGUAGAGCUGAAUAACAGCUAAUAGCUAAUAAUUACAGAGUGGUUUCCCAAUGUGGGCAGUGCUAUUAUAGAUAAAUCAACAGUUUUCUGGGCCAGUGGGCACAUAAUUGAAUACAUUUCCUGUUUAUUCAUCGUCAUCUAUCCUGCACCACACUAUAACUUAUUUAUCCCCUGUGUUAAUGCACUUGGAUUAUACUGAUGGAAUAUUAGAAUAGCUGAUCACAGCUUAAUUAAACAUUGGCCUGGGGUUGACUCAUUUAUCUCCUCUGUAUAUGGAGAUUGCAGGCAGGGUAUAAUGUUUACUUUAUGCUAUAUGUGGACGCAUAAAGGCCGAAUUUGUGUACAGUUGUAUUUAUUGAGAUAUUUAUUUUGAUGCUUAGCGACGCUUUUCGACCCCCACCCUCCUCUGUGCGAUAGUGGACGUGUGGUUCUGUGCCCCCCCCCUCGCGGUAGUUUUUAAGUGUUCAAUCAAAGGGAUCGCUCCAACGUGUGACCCCCCCUUUAAUACAAUCAAUCAUGUAAAGUGCGUGAGGACACACACCUUUUUGUGCCUACUGUGUUGCUGAGAGGGAAAUCGCACUGAACUGAAGAGAUUACAAAGUUAGAAUUGUUAUCUGUAGGCAUAGUAGCAGUAGUCAAACAAAACAAGACAACAAAAAAAAAAGGUUAAACAACACAAGGUGCAUUACCGAUGAGUGAUGUUCAGACACGGAUGUUUGUCUCAGCGUGUGCCUUGGCACUUUUGGGCAGCUCGAGGAUUCACUUGUUUGUUUGUAGGAGCCCAAAACGGACUUGUGCCAGCAGUUAGAAGACGACCCUUUUCACCAGUAUUCUUCUACGUAGGAAAGGUAGCAACACAAACGUUUUAACGCGAAUUGAGCAGCAGUUUACUUGAGGACAGAGUAGCUAUUAAAAAAGUGAAUCCUGUCUUAACUGUCCUGUAUAUUCGCCAGGUCAGUGUUUGAGAUUAAACUUUGAAGAAAAAAAGAAAAAUGUGAAUUUCAGACCUUAAACAACAUUUUUGUCAAAUAAUAAACGGAGGCCAUAUGUACAUAUAUUUCUCACACCAAAAUAAUGUUCCAUGCUUCCAUGUGCUAGAUUGUUUUUUUUUUGUUCCGUUGCUCCCGCACCUGGAGAAUGUCUUUUUAUAUGACGCAGUACGUUUGUGCACAAGGCGAAGGAAUCAGAGUAUUGUUUGUGUUUGAUUUAGUUAGGAUUCCUCACUGACAACUCCUCCUCCUCCCCCCACUUCUCUGCUUGUAAGAUACUGUAAAAUAACUCCGGCUUCCUCCCGACAGCUACUCUUUGCAUGCUCAACAGAGAAUAGACAGAAAAAAUAAAUAAAUCGACUACUGAGUUAAAA